Messenger RNA from Merops nubicus (carmine bee-eater), 1333 nucleotides. RefSeq names its product charged multivesicular body protein 7 (gene CHMP7). The record is from RefSeq and is a predicted model, not a curated record. The annotation marks the transcript as partial. Gene Ontology annotation, cellular component: cytoplasmic side of plasma membrane; multivesicular body; ESCRT III complex. NCBI's taxonomy places the organism in Eukaryota, Metazoa, Chordata, Aves, Coraciiformes, Meropidae. Gene Ontology annotation, biological process: vesicle budding from membrane; late endosome to vacuole transport via multivesicular body sorting pathway. The transcript is spliced from 9 exons.
UGGAAAGGUCUAGACUGUCCAUAUUCAGUUCUGCACGUGUGUCUUUUCUCCAGACGUGGCAAGCUGCAGAGGGAGUCAGACUUCAUGGCCAGUGUAGACAGCAGCUGGAUCUCCUGGGGUGUGGGAGUCUUCAUUCUGAAGCCCCUCAAGUGGACUCUCUCCAGUGUGCUGGGAGACAGCAAAAUACCUGAGGAAGAGGAAGUUCUGAUUUAUGUGGAGCUGCUUCAGGAGAAGGCAGAGGAGGUUUAUCACCUCUACCAGAACUCAGCACUCUCUUCUCACCCUGUUGUUGCCCUCUCUGAGCUGCGUUCCCUCUGUGCCAACCUUUGCCCAGAUGAAAGGACGUUCUGCUUGCUGCUUCUCCAGCUGCAGAAGGAGAAGAGGGUGACGAUCCUGGAACAGAAUGGAGAGAAGAUAGUGAAGUUUGCCAGGGGUCUCCAUGCCAAAGUGUCCCCCAUGAACGACGUGGACAUUGGAGUCUAUCAGUUGAUGCAGAGUGAGCAGCUGCUGUCACAGAAGGUGGAGUCCCUUUCCCAGGAAGCAGAGAAGUGUAAAGAGGAUGCCAGGAGUGCUUGUAGAGCUGGGAAAAAGCAAUUGGCUCUGAGGUGUCUGAAGUCCAAACGGAGGACGGAGAGGCGCAUUGAGGAGCUCCACUCCAAGCUGGAUGCAGUGCAGGGGAUCUUGGAUCGGAUCUACGCCUCCCAGACCGACCAGAUGGUAUUUAAUGCCUAUCAGGCUGGUAUGGGAGCUCUGAAGCUGUCCAUGAAGGAUGUCACUGUGGAGAAGGCAGAGAACCUGGUGGAUCAGAUACAAGAGCUUUGUGAUACUCAAGAUGAAGUAGCCCAGACUCUGGCUGGAGUGGGGAUCAAUGGUCUAGAGACAGACACGGAGGAACUCGAGAAGGAGCUGGACAGUCUCCUCCAGGACUCAGCUAAGGAGCCUGUAGAUCUGCCCCCAGUUCCCCAGAAGGUGCUGGAUCCCCCCAUUUCUGAUGCUGAGCUGGAAGCUGAGUUGGAAAAACUCUCUGUUAGUGAUGGAGAUUUGGCACAAAAGACUCCCUCUGCUUCCUCUGAACCCAAAACAGCUCUGGGACUGCAUCUUUGAAGACCUGAGAGCAUCCUGUUGCUGCAGUUUGAGAAGUUGUCUUGAGGUUCCUUAACUAAUGACUAGAACUUCUGGGGGAAGAGGGGUGACACUCCCCCAUUCUCCAUGGAUCUCACUUUGCUCAGCAGCAGGAUCUCCUGCCCUGACAAUCCACUCUGGAACUGGCCCCAGCUCUGAUGUUUGUCAUCUCUGUGCCAACACCUGCACUGGUCUCAGUUUGACUGGUGUC